Messenger RNA from Alosa alosa (allis shad), 872 nucleotides. RefSeq names its product troponin I, fast skeletal muscle-like. Gene Ontology annotation, cellular component: troponin complex. The record is from RefSeq and is a predicted model, not a curated record. NCBI's taxonomy places the organism in Eukaryota, Metazoa, Chordata, Actinopteri, Clupeiformes, Clupeidae. Gene Ontology annotation, biological process: muscle contraction. The transcript is spliced from 7 exons. Bases 92 to 622 code for a protein of 176 amino acids.
CUUGUCCAUCUCACUGAUCCUCCCCACAUCAGAUCCAAUCUGGUCAUCCUUCCCUCGGGCUGAUAGGUUCUUGUAACAACAAUCCAGCAAGAUGUCUGAGAAAAAGAUGACAUCAAGCCGUCGGCAUCACCUGAAGAGCAUGAUGCUCCAGAGAGGUCAGCAACUGCUGGAGGCAGAUGCCAAGCAGGCCGAAGUAGACAAAGAGAGAUACAUGGAGGAGAACUGUAUUUCUCUUGACCUCCCAACAUGUAUGCAAGGACUACAGGACCUGUGUAAGAAGCUACACCAGCAGAUCGACGCUGUGGAUGAGCAGAGAUAUGACAUUGAAAGCAAAGUCGCCAAAGCUAACAAAGAGGUUGAGGAUCUGAAAAUAAAAGUGCAGGACCUGAAGGGCAAGUUCAAGAAGCCGGCCCUGAAGAAAGUGCGCAUGUCGGCAGAUGCCAUGCUCCAGGCCCUGCUGGGCUCCAAACACAAAGUGUCCAUGGACCUGAGGGCUAACCUGAAACAAGUCAAGAAGGAGGUGAAAGAAGAGGAGAAAGAGUCUGUUGGCGACUGGCGCAAGAACAUUGAAGACAAGGCUGGCAUGGACGGCAGGAAGAAGAUGUUUGAGUCUGAGGCGUAAAGUCAUUUUGUGCCACCAAUCUUCAUAGAAUACAUCAUUUUUGUCUAGGUUAUGCUGCAGCUGCAUGUAUCUCAUCUCUAUAUUCACACACUUGGUAUGACCCAAGUAAAUAUGCCAAAACAAUCAUGCAAUUACCCACACUUGGUAUGACUGUAGUUGGCCAUUGUUAACAUUCACUCUGUAACUUUCAUAUAUUCUACAUUUAACUAAUUGGUAGGUGGCCUUUGUAAAUAAACUCUGUAUCCGAUGA